GUGAUUCUUUUCCUUACCUCAAACCAUAACAUUUAUCCGUCCCAACAUGUUCAACAAGUUUCUUAUAAAUCUUUAAGUAUUCUCAACCUUAGCCCGCUUACACAUCUGCAAGAAUACCCAGGAUGCUACUCAUUUGACAGGGAUCACACAGAGAGCAGCGUGGAGGUGGAGAAGCUGGCCUUCCCCAGUGUGGCGAUGUAUCAGCCAGGGAUCCUGGGUAGAAGAAAAUGUUCCUGGAAACCAUGGAUGGUUGCUCUUACUACCACAGCUGUUUCAUUGGCUUUAGCAAUAACCAUUGGGCUCCUUGUUUACUUUUUGGUGUAUGAUGAGAAGACUUAUUACUACCAGGCCUCCUUCCGGAUUCCCAGCAUUACAUAUAGCUCAGAUUUAUCUAUAGAACAGUCAAGACUUCGGAUAGACCUGAAACAAAAACUCAGCAAUGAGAUAGAUGUGAUUUUUCACAGAUCCAGUUUAAAGCAUCAUUAUAUCAAAUCUCAGGUUGUCAACUUCAGGCCAAGUAAUGAUGGUUUGAAAGCAGACGUACUGAUUAAAUUUCAGUUUCCCCGUAACAGUGUGGGCACUUUGAAAAGACAAGCUGAUAGCAUUUUGCACAAGAAGUUGCAAUCCACCCAGAGCUUCAUGAAGAGAGACACUUCAUUACCUAAUCUUAGAGAAAUGAAUGCAGCACAAGCAGAGAAUACUCUAAACAGUGAUUGUGGCUUGGGGAUGGAGUACCCACUUACAGCAAGAAUUGCUAAUGGCAAACCUGCAGACAAAGCUUCCUGGCCAUGGCAAAGCAGCCUGCAGGUGGAUGGUAUCCACCUCUGUGGAGCAUCCCUGAUUGGCUCCCAGUGGCUCCUGACCUCUGCUCACUGCUUUGACACUUACAAAAACCCCAAACUGUGGACAGUCAGUUUUGGGACAACCCUAAGCCAUCCACUGACGACAAGAAAGAUAGCGUCCAUCAUUAUUCAUGAGAACUAUGCAGCUCACAAGCACGACGAUGAUAUUGCUGUGGUCAAGCUCUCCAGCCCCGUCCUGUUUUCUGAAAACCUGCGCAGAGUCUGUCUCCCUGAUGCUACCUUUCAAGUCUUGCCGAAGAGUAAAGUGUUUGUCACUGGAUGGGGAGCUUUGAAAGCAAAUGGUCCCUUUCCCAAUUCUCUCCAAGAGGUUGAAAUAGAGAUCAUAAGUAAUGAUGUAUGUAACCAAGUGAAUGUGUAUGGUGGCGCUAUAUCAUCAGGAAUGAUAUGUGCUGGGUUCUUGACAGGAAAACUGGACGCCUGUGAGGGUGAUUCUGGAGGGCCCCUGGUCAUUCCACAAGAUGGAAAUAUCUGGUAUCUUCUUGGCAUUGUUAGCUGGGGAAUUGACUGUGGAAAAGAAAACAAGCCCGGAAUUUACACGAGAGUGACUCAUUAUCGGAACUGGAUUAAAUCUAAAACUAACAUCUAAUGCCACCCCUUAUUCAAACUGGAGUGUCACACACGGCCUCUGGCAAAUUUCAUUCAGUGUUCAUUACCGGGAACGUGGUCAUCUAGUUCGAGAUGCAAACGAGUAUGUUGCGGUGACCUUAAAUCAGAAGGGGACAGACUUUCUUCCGCAUUACUGGAACGUUUCCACCAACCUUGAACACAAAGGAUGCUGUCUGCUCCACAAAGCAUCUCAUUACCGCCCUACUCACCUCUGUUUUCCUACUUCAUGUUUUUUUCAAUUUACAGUAAUCGGGAGAUUAACUAAAUACUAACUGCACCGCCACUCUCUGCUUCUCUCCAGACCCUUCUCUGGUGUCUCCAUAGUUUCUGUCGUCUUCAUAGAGAAUUCUCUUUGGCAGUUUGUCGGUCCACUGACUAGGCAGACCAAGUUACUCAGUCUAAGCCAAUGGUGACAAAUGAUGGGGCAAGCACUAGACCAGAGACUGGGACUUGGAGACGGCAAUGAGCAGGUUCAUUUCCCUUCCUCUUCAGAUACGUAUCGAAUCUUUCCCUGAAGCGUCGUAUUUAUAUUUGUACAUAUUUUAUUAGACAAUUUAGCUGAUGUAUAUUUUGAAGCAGUGGGUUUUUUAAUCACAUAAAAGAUUAAAAAGUGAUAUUUUUGGUGCCCUUUCAUGAAUAAAAUGCAAAUGGGCAAGAGUCUAAUAAAGUUACUUUCAGUUCCAUAUCUAAAAUGAGAGAUGUUCAAUCGCUGAGAUAGAGCCAAUCUCAGAAGAUUUUUAAAAAGCAUUGCUUUCUAUUGCCCAAAGUUAUCAAAUUUCCAUUUAAGCGCUUUUAAAUAUAUUCAGUGUUUUUGACAUGAAAAAAACAAAUAAAAUGAGAGAUGUUGCAAUACUUAUACAAGUUUAUUUUUUCAAUUGUACUUUAUAUUAUCUUAAUUCAUUUUAUUUAACUUAUUUUCAACCAGAUUUAGAACAAUUAAGUACUUGUAAGAUGAGAAGUUAGCAUUAAUUAAUUCCAAGAAAAUGUAAAUACCCGAUAUAAGAAGCUAAAGUACCAGUAGAUAUUCAUAAAAUAUUUUUUAUAAGAUGUUGGCAAAGGUAUUGUUGUACAAGAACUGAAUUUAUUGUUAAAUAGCAUGUAUAUUCUAUGAUAGAAUAUUUAUAUAAGACAUUCAAAUAAUCUGGAAAGCAUCAGGUUAGCUUAUGCCUUGAAAUAAUUACACAGACACUGUAUUCUUUUAAACAGUGCUUGGCCCAUUAUAUCUAGCCUCUUCUUGGCUAACUCUCGCACCUGGACUAGCCCAUUUCUAAUAAUGUGUGUAGCAUCAGUCUUACUGGGAAGAGUCUAGCCUACGUCCAUCCUGGGUCGGGGCUUCAUCACGUGUGCCUCAGAGAGUAGAGCUAUCGCGUCUGCCCUGGAGAGGGGAGCAUGGCGUCUCUGAGCUCACUUCCUCUUCCUACCAGCAUUCUGUUCUGUUUACCUUAGUUUCAAUGAUAAAGUUGGUAUUUUCACAUGUAUUUCAUUGUCUAUUUUUCAAUCUCACCUGUGAGAAUGAAGUAGUGUCAAACCAAAUGCAGAAUUACUCUGUACAGCUUAUCUUAUUUUUAUAAUUGAUGAGUUAACUGCUGUGUUAAGGUUUUCACUGGGGUUUUGUAUUGAUUGGUGCCUAAUAUAUUACACUGUACAUACUGAAAGGUAUUUAUGAUAAUAAACCAAUUUUGUUUUCUCUGA
Alexandromys fortis (reed vole) is the source of this 3161-nucleotide messenger RNA. Its product is annotated as transmembrane protease serine 11G. The transcript is spliced from 10 exons. Lineage: Eukaryota; Metazoa; Chordata; Mammalia; Rodentia; Cricetidae. Gene Ontology annotation, molecular function: serine-type endopeptidase activity. The coding region runs from base 196 to 1449 and encodes 417 amino acids. Gene Ontology annotation, cellular component: plasma membrane; extracellular region. The record is from RefSeq and is a predicted model, not a curated record. Gene Ontology annotation, biological process: proteolysis.